AUGGGCGAAGACAUAAAGAGAGUAGAAGGUAAUUUAUUGCUAGAAACGCCUUGCAUAAAUCUAGAGAUCUUGGAGAUAUUCUUUGCUAGAGCUAGGGUUCCAGGAAUAUCAUCAGAUUUCUCGCAGACGCCUUUGGGUUUUUUGAUCUGCGAAAAGGCCCUCUCGCUUUGUUUACAAUUGCAGCCUGGAAGUGAGGAUGCUGCAUUGUAUGAGGCUGCGAGAUUUGGCCAUGUUGAUAUUGUUCCAUAUUUUCUUAGGGAACUUGAAAGUAAUGUUCGGAGUCAAAAUAAAGGGCUUACUUAUUUUCAUACUGCUGUUUUGUAUGGACAUAUUGAGAUGGUUGAAUUUUUACUCUCUGAGGGAGCAGAAGCACAUAUCCGAACGGAUGAACGGCGAUUGACUUGUUAUCAUUUAUUGAUGAUGAGACCAGGAGACGAAGAAAAUUUACGUCGAAUACUAGAAUUACUGUCUAGUUGCAAGCCGGCGAUUGAAGUCGAUGCCAAAGAAACGACAAGUUCUCUCACAGCACUCCACAUGGCAGUCAGGAAUAGAAAUCUUUACGGUGUGAAAUAG
Messenger RNA from Botrytis fragariae, 573 nucleotides. RefSeq names its product putative nacht and ankyrin domain protein. Bases 1 to 573 code for a protein of 190 amino acids. Lineage: Eukaryota; Fungi; Ascomycota; Leotiomycetes; Helotiales; Sclerotiniaceae. The transcript has 2 exons. Gene Ontology annotation, molecular function: protein binding. The record is from RefSeq and is a predicted model, not a curated record.